Drosophila takahashii is the source of this 1405-nucleotide messenger RNA. Its product is annotated as carboxypeptidase N subunit 2. Gene Ontology annotation, molecular function: protein binding. The record is from RefSeq and is a predicted model, not a curated record. NCBI's taxonomy places the organism in Eukaryota, Metazoa, Arthropoda, Insecta, Diptera, Drosophilidae.
ACUUAAAGACCUGUUCGACUCGUGGGUAGGGUUGUUUUUGAAGGUUGUGUUCUGGUUUCGUAUUAAAAUGCCCCUCCAAGCCAGUUAUAAGCUCAGUCGGUCUUCUUCUGCCAAGAUGCUGAUGCUAAACUAUCUGAACUAUAUUUUGAACGCACUGAUCAUCGGUCUGUCGAUUUGUGAGUCACAAGAACGCGAGGAAGUUGCAGUUGAGAGUCUGGAUUGCCGGGAAAAUACUUGCACAAAGUUGGACUAUCCUAAUAUCUCAGAGGUUGCCUACUUCACAGAAGAGGUGACUAAAAGUCUAAGGAACUACGAAUCUCUCAUUCUUCACAGUUCGAAUGUGUUUAAUUUGCCUAAAAGAAUCUUUGUGCAUCUUCAUCAACUUGUGGAAUUAGAUGUUUUGGAGUGUGAGCUUCAUCAAAUCGAAAGAGAGUGCUUUGAGGGGGCCGAAAACUUGAAAAGACUUAAUUUCGGAGGAAAUAGCCUACGAAUUUUGGAUAGCAGCACCUUCGAAUUGGCCACACAAUUGGAGGAGCUUAAUUUGUCCGAUAAUCAACUGGAGGAUCUUCCUAGCACAAUAUUCCUGCCCCUUAAGAAGCUGCAGAAAAUUAACUUAUCCAACAAUCAGUUAAAGAUUAUUUCUCAGUACACCUUCUCACAAUUGGGAUCUCUAAAAUCCAUAAAUCUGGAUAGCAAUCAACUAAGGGAACUGCCUGGAGAUCUUUUCAGAGAUCAGCAGAAGCAUUUGACAACAUUCUCAGCCAGAAGUAAUGAACUAGAGCGGAUUUCUUCCAACAUAUUUUCAGAAAUAGAGCAACUGUUACUAUCGUUUAAUCCUCAACUUAAAAAUCUCCACUUAACAGCCAGUAUCGAUGAGCUGCAGGCCACCAACUGUGGUCUUGAAACAGUCAAAUUGGAUGGUCGAGUGAUUGCUGUCCAACUGGAGGAUAACUUAAAUCUAAAAGAGUUGAAAAUAUCCCAACCAGAAGAUCUAGAGCAACUCUAUGUGGCCAAUACCAACCUGUCCCGACUUGACUUUCUUUCCAAGGCCUCUAAAUUAGUAGAUCUGGAUGUCACUGGCAUUGAAAAUCUGUUAGAUUUACCUCGAAUCUCCUCUGCCAAGGGAUUAGAACGAUUGAGCUUUACCUACGACAACAUGACCUCGGUUCACAUGGACAUGUUGCCUCAACUAAAGGAUCUCAAUUACUUGGAGAUAAGCCACGAUAAAGUUAGGGAGAUAUAUAUAAAGGAUUUGGAUGAGGAUUUCUUUGUCGAAGAAGCAGAACUUAAUUGUGGACAAUUAGCGGAUCUUUUAGAGUUCGUUGAACUGCCAAAGGACACAACUAUUUUGGAGGAUCGCAUAGUUGGAGAUCCUCGAAGGCCACUGAGAUGUGGAGCAACAUAG